GCAAAUUUUGUUUUAUUUAUCCUAAUUUAAAUGCUUACUAAAUUAUUGCAUCGCCGGUACUACAUUGUUGCGAAUCUGUGACAGCGGGUGGCUUAAAAUUUCGUUCCCGUGUCACCAUCGUUCACGGCGGUGACGGUCGAAAGCCAGUGGUUGAAAUUAAGUGAAUUUUAAUGAUGCGACGGGUGUGAAAGUGCCAAAACGUAAAAGGAGAAAACAUCGAAAAUUAUGUUCAUUGCGUUGCCGAAAGCUAGUCAACAACAUUAUUGAAACGGUAGUGAAAUGGCAAUGGCUCUUCAAAAAUAAUAGCUGAAAUGAAAAUAAACUCACUGAACUUAACCUCAAACUUCCCCGUUUGCAGUGACCACAACAAAACAACACACAUAACUCAGACUGGGAAUCCAAAGUAGUGUGCAGUUAGAGCAUUUUUUUAUGUUUUGUUCAGUGUGUUUAUCUUGCGGUUUAUUGGUGCCUGUAGGUUUUCGGCAGUCUGCCAAUCGUCAUUAGCGGUAAUUGGUGGCGUUCGAAAUUUCGUCACUGGUACCCCAGUACCCAUCAGCCAGGGAAUAGGGGUCAAAGUCAAAUUUCAAACUACACACUACUACAUUGGAAAAAGGGAACACUGCUGUUGCCCUGCCAUCCCUUCGUUACAUAAUUUGUAAUUGAUUCAAUUGGAUACUACUAUUACGUGGUCAGCCGUACCAUUUUGGCAACAUGUCUUCGUUCGGCGUCUGGGACUACGUGGUGUUCAUCGCCAUGCUGCUCAUAUCAGCCGGCAUCGGAGUCUAUUACAGGUUCUCGGGUGGCAAGCAGAAAACCACAACGGAAUAUCUGCUAGCAGACCGAAACAUGUCCAUUUGGCCAGUUUCGUUCAGUCUCAUGGCCAGCUUCAUGUCGGCCAUCACACUGCUGGGUGUGUCCAACGAGAACUACCAAUUCGGGACGCAAUUUGUGGUGAUCAACUUUUCCUACGGGCUAGCCACUCCGAUUGCGGCGUACCUUUUCCUGCCAGUAUUUUUCAAACUGCAAGCAUGCAGUGCGUAUGAGUAUUUGGAAAUGCGUUUUGGCAAGAAAACGCGCCUUGCGGCUUCACUAGCGUACACUCUGCAGAUGAUUCUCUACAUGGGCAUUGCGGUGUACGCUCCGGCUCUGGCUCUACAGGCAGUUACUGGACUGGAUCAAACCUAUUCCAUCCUGGCGAUUGGGAUAGUGUGCACCUUCUACUCGACAAUCGGUGGAAUGAAAGCAGUGCUAUUCACUGAUGUAUUCCAGUCGAUCCUAAUGUUUGCCGCCAUCUAUGCGGUCAUCAUUUGCGCUGCAGUCAAAGCAGGAGGACUUGCACCAAUCUGGGAAGCGGCAGAGAAGGGUGGUCGACUGGAACUUUGGAACUUCGAUCCGGAUCCGACAGCAAGGCACACCUGGUGGUCGUUAGUCAUUGGAGGAAUGUUCACCUAUCUAUCGCUGUAUGCGGUCAAUCAGACACAAGUUCAACGGUUACAGACUGUCAAAGAUCUCAAAUCAGCUCAGCGGGCUUUGUGGCUCAACUGGCCUAUUCUUUCGCUGUUGAGUCUGAGCACUUCCUUCAGUGGCCUUUGCCUAUAUUACUUCUACAGUACAUGUGAUCCUCUCGUGCAAGGCCGAAUCAAAGUGCGAGAUCAAACUAUGCCACUGUUCGUGGUAGACGCCAUGGGCAAUCUACCCGGUCUUCCGGGUCUUUUUGUGUCCGGAAUUUUCUCCGCCAGUUUAUCAUCGGUCUCAGCUGCGCUAAACUCACUAGCUGCUGUUACACUUGAGGAUUACCUGAAGCCUUUGUAUGCGAAAAUUAAAAAGAGACCUCUGCCCGAUAUGCAAUCAAGCUAUCCCACAAAGAUUAUGGCCUUCCUCUAUGGGAUGGUAUGCCUCGGAGUCGCUUUUCUCGCUCAGUUUAUGGGUGGCGUACUGCAAGCGUCUCUGACCAUAUUUGGAGUUGUUGGAGGUCCACUGUUUGCUCUAUUCUCGAUGGGAAUGUUCACCAAACGAGCGAAUCAACGGGGCGUAAUUACUGGUCUCGCUAUUGGUUUGGCCUUCUCUCUGUGGAUUGGGUUCGGGCAGCCAAGACCAGCACCGCGGAUGUUGGACUUUUCGGUCGAAGACUGUGAUCGCUUUGGUGGAUACAACAAUACCAGCCCUAUGGUGAUGGCUCUGAAACUAGAUCGACCGGACUCAGAUUAUUUCUACCUGUACCGGUUGUCGUAUUUGUGGUCGGUUGUGCUAGGAUAUAUAGUAACUUUUGUGAUAGGCUAUGGAACGAGCCUUAUCCUCCUCUGGUUGGGAUAUGGAGGAACGGAAAGAAUUUACCUCGACAGUGGUAAAACCUGCAUCAACACGGAUUUGUUUUCACCACCUGUGGCGAAACGUAUGAGGCGAGCUCUUGCCAAACAUAUUGAAAACGGAGGCGAUAUUGAAAUCACCAAGAGGAACGGGUUCAUCAAAUCGGAAUUCACCAACAUAUGAUGUCGUUUCAUCCAUUUCCUCUGCCACAUCAGCAAAGGUUAGACUGUCCGAACCUCACUAAUACAGUUGAGGGAAAACUGUAGAAAGCUCAAGUUUGCAUGAGACUGGUGCGAAAGAGACUUGUGUGUGUGUGGCCCCGUGAAUCGAUUCAAUUCGAAUUGCAGCAUCCUCAUCCAUCUAGUGUCAUUCUUCGUCUGAAAGCUGCUACUUAAAUAGCACAAACUACUUAGGGGUACUAUUUUAGCGACCCAAAACCGCAUUUUACAGAACGAUAAUAGCGAGAACCAAUCCGAAGUCUUCCAGGAAUGAUCGCAGCGAUCAGCAACAAUAAGGGUAGGAAAAAAUGAUUUAUUAGAACUGUGAAAUUUUGAGAGGCGAAACUCGAGACAUUAAUACAGCGGAAUUACUUAACUGGUCUAAGAGCGUACUAUUUUUGUUUAUAGGAUAAUUUAUUUCCAAUUCAACGAAUUUUCUUCUAGAAAGUGCGAGAAUCGCUUCAAGUAAGUGUAGGCAAGCUUUUUUAGUGUUUUUGUUUUAAAAUGUAUGUAAUGCGAUGUUUGACACACCGCCAGGGAGAUUGUUAUGUUGUAAAAACUGUGGUAUAGCUAUGAUGUUGAGAACAAAAUAUAUACAUAUGAACCUGUGGGAACAGGCAACAA
Messenger RNA from Aedes albopictus (Asian tiger mosquito), 3149 nucleotides. Its product is annotated as putative sodium-dependent multivitamin transporter. The coding region runs from base 712 to 2490 and encodes 592 amino acids. Lineage: Eukaryota; Metazoa; Arthropoda; Insecta; Diptera; Culicidae. The transcript has 7 exons. The record is from RefSeq and is a predicted model, not a curated record. Gene Ontology annotation, molecular function: symporter activity. Gene Ontology annotation, cellular component: membrane. Gene Ontology annotation, biological process: transmembrane transport; sodium ion transport.